Mobula hypostoma (lesser devil ray) is the source of this 2145-nucleotide messenger RNA. RefSeq names its product nucleoporin 85 (gene nup85). The record is from RefSeq and is a predicted model, not a curated record. Gene Ontology annotation, molecular function: structural constituent of nuclear pore. Gene Ontology annotation, biological process: mRNA export from nucleus; protein import into nucleus; positive regulation of DNA-templated transcription. The transcript is spliced from 19 exons. NCBI's taxonomy places the organism in Eukaryota, Metazoa, Chordata, Chondrichthyes, Myliobatiformes, Myliobatidae. Gene Ontology annotation, cellular component: nuclear pore outer ring. The coding region runs from base 34 to 2031 and encodes 665 amino acids.
CGGAGCGGGGCGGUAAAGCGGCAAGCGCGCGGAAUGGAGGAGCUGGAGUCCGAGGCGGAGGUCCCGGUCCCGGUCAUGGUGAGGGGAUGGGCGGACAUUCCGGGAGUGAGUCCUGGGCGACCCAUCGGGUUUGAGUGGGGCCCUACGCAAAUUUUGAUCUAUCCAACACAAUAUAAACGGACAGACAGGUCCCCUGGCACUUCCUCACAGAUGGCUCACAUUCAAGUUGUUCGGAGAGACAAGGAUAUUUACUCACCAAUUCUGAGCAAACUUUUCAAUGAGUCGCAUGGCAUCUUCAUGACUCUUCAGAAAGCCGAGCAGGAUUGCAAAAUCAGCAAAGCACAAUUAGUCCACAUUAGCAGAAACUACCGCUCAGUGAUGAGAGCUUAUCUGGAGGAACUACACAAGGUUGCAGUAACUGUUUUCACUGAAGAUCAAAAAUUGUCAACAGAGUAUGAGGAUCAGGUUUCAAUUCUGUCAGCAAUGGAGCUGAUUUGGAACUUGUGUGAGAUCUUGUACGUCGAUGCAGCUCAAGCUGGUACUCUUAUCACACUACUUCUGGACUGGAUCAGAGUGCAUGUGUGCCAAGUGGAUUCUAUGGCUGACAAGCUCCUGGCUACUGAAAACCCCACAGAGCACCUUUACUUCUGGAAUGUGGUUACUGGCUAUGUGCUCCAAGGACGAAUGGGAGAGGCUCGACAGAUGCUGGCAAGAAAGGCUUUGCUCGAACCUGCGGCCAGUUCCAUGUACAAAUGCAUGGCUGAUCUAAUGAGAAAAAUGCCCAUUUUCUCAUCCAGCAGCAAUCAGACCCUAACAGAGUUCGAGCUGAAGUGGCGUCAUUGGCAGGAGGACUGCCAGCGAUGCCUGAGAGAGGGAACCUUUGCAUCCAAUAAUGAUCUACUGCUGAUCUGCCAGAUUCUAGCAGGAAAUGAGGAUGCCUUGCUUGAAAAGAAGGACCUCUUAUCCACCUGGUAUCACUUCCUGGUUAGCAGGCUGCUGUACUCUCACCCAUCCAUAAAACCCACAGAACUUUAUCAAUACGCUGAGGUUUGCCUGGAUCAUUUCUUUCCUUAUGAGAGCCGACCUGAUUCUCUCGACCUCAUCCUGUUGGCGGCGUUUGAGUUCAACAUACACCAGGUGUUGAAGGACUGCUGUCUUGUCCUGAACAACUGGUGGUUUGUAGCUCAUCUGACAGACCUGCUGGACCACUGCAACCUCCUGCAGUCCCAUAAUCUUCAUUUUGGUUCAAAUCUUCGUGAAUUCCUCAUUCUGGAGUAUGCUUCAGGACUCUUCUGUCACAACAGUUUGUGGCAGCUGGCAGUGGAUUACUUUGACCACUGUCCGGAGUUUGGCCGAGUAUACCUGGAACUUCAUAUCGAGCGCAUUCCCCUCGACACAGAACGCAAGGCGCUGAAGGUGCUUCGAAUAUGUGAACAGCGGCAGAUGACUGAACAAGUAAGGAGCAUCUGUAAAAUCAUGGCCAUGAAAGCGAUGCGCAGCAACCGACUGGGAUCGGCACUGUCCUGGAGUGUUCGAGCUAAAGACUCCUCCUUCGCAACUCUCAUCUCUGACAGGUUACUGCAGGAUUAUUCAAAUAAUGGGAGCUUUUCCGACUUUGACUUGAUCAGCAACUUGGGUUCGUCAAUGCUGUUGAGUGACCGGCUCACCUUCCUGGGGAAGUACUGUGAGUUUCACAAGUUGUAUGGGGAGAUGCGGUUUGCGGAGGCUGCCAGGCUGCUGCUGCUGCUGAUGACUGCCCGCAUUGCCCCACGCAGCUUUUGGAUGACACUGCUCCUGGACGCACUUCCCCUCAUGGAACAGAAAGAGGUUAUUUUCUCCACCGAACAAACCUAUGAGCUCAUGCAUUGCCUAGAGGAUGUGACAGCAGAUGAGAUGGAGAGAGAGAAGGUGGCACAAGCAAUGUCGGGCGAGGAUGAUGUGGAGAUCACAAAACUGAACCUCCUUCGAUUAGCCUUCACUCGCAAUUUGGCUAAAGCCAUCAUCCAUGAAGGAACUCGUCAAGGAUCUUGAAAGUGGGUGGGCAGCCUGGUCUUGUAACUAAGGUUUAAUUUUCCUGUUUGUUUUGAAUCCAGUGUAAAAUUUGCACAUUAAAAUGCUUUCUAGUUCAAAGGUAGUGAUGGUUUC